UGUGAAUGCGCAUCCGUGAGCAGAGUUUUCUGCGCGAUCUUUGAAGCAGAUUCAUUCUUUUGGUUUGAACUCAAACUUGGAGAGGAACUUCUCACACGCGCACGCGGCGCGUACCCACACGCACACUUUAAGGACCGUGGAAGCCAUGGAGGAGCGCAGCGAGGAGGAGAUCUGCAGCAUGCUGCCCAACCUGCUUCCUCUCAGCAGCGACAUCCGGACCCGCAUGGAGCAGUUUGUGCAGGACCGGUUGGAGGCCAACAUGUGGGUCUCUGUGCUGCUGGGCGCCGUGGCAACCGCCUCUGUUGUUGGAUUUGUCGUGCUGCUUCUCUACAGAAGAUACAAGCUGUCAAAGGAGGAGGCUGGUGCUCCACACUAUCGCUUCAGGAAGAGAGACAAGGUGAUGUUCUACGGACGAAAGAUCAUGAGGAAGGUUCAGACGCUGUCCACAGCUCCAGCUUCCAGGACCAGGAAGAGGACCAAAGUUCUGUCCAUCGCCCGCAAGAUCAUGCGGAUUAGGAAGGAGCCCCCCACCCUGCAGCCCAAAGAGCCUCCUCCUUGCCUGCUGGAAGCAGAUCUGACCGAGUUUGAUGUGCAGAACUCUCAUCUCCCAUCGGAGGUUCUGUACAUGCUGAAGAACGUCAGGGUGUUGGGACACUUUGAAAAGCCGCUCUUUCUGGAGCUGUGCCGCCACAUGUUGCUGAUCCAGCUGCACCAGGGAGAGGGGCUUUUUCGGCCCGGUGACACUGAUGACAGCAUCUACGUGGUCCAAGACGGGCGUCUGGAGCUGUGCAUCCACGAGAGUGAUGGGACGGAGGCCGUGGUGAAGGAGGUGUUACCAGGAGACAGUGUCCACAGUCUGCUCAGCAUCCUUGACAUCAUCACCGGCCACCCGGCGCCAUACAAAACAGUGUCUGCCAGGGCCGCCGUCCCCUCCACAGUGCUGCGCCUUCCUGCCGUGGCGUUCCAGGCCGUCUUUGAGAAAUACCCAGAGACUCUCGUUCGUGUCAUCCAGAUAAUAAUGGUGCGCCUCCAGAGAGUGACCUUCCUGGCCUUACACAACUACCUGGGCCUGACCAUUGAGCUCUUCAACCCGAAAAAUCGGGGCAGGAGGUGGUCCCUCUUCAACAAGGAAAGUUUAGCCAUCUCUUUGGCGAACGUGGCAAACGUCGUGGGAGAAGGUCACCCGCAUCCACUCAAAGCCGUCCGUCGGCAGCACUCUCACUCCGACGAGGCCGGCUCUGAGAAGUCUGACACAGAGAAGUCCAGCCAGUCAGACUCUUCUGUGUCAAAGUACAGGAAAUCCCGCUCGGUCUCCAACCCAGCCGUUCUAGCAAGUGAAAUAUAUGCAAACACCAACAAAGAACCUUUUCAGAUGCAUUCUAGAGACGAGGGCCUCUCUCAAAGUCCUGUGAAGUCUAUUCUGAAGAAGAGUGUGACAAUGCAGCCCGCCCCGUCUGCAGUUUACCAUUACAACGACACCGUAGCAGAAAUCCCCCCCCAUAACAGAGUUAACGCCAUUUUUCAAGCCGCCAAAAAGGACCUGCUGCAGGUCAUCCAACUGCAGGACCCCAGUCUGCUGGAAGGAAGGGUGACUCUGCGCCAGGUCAAAGCUGGAACUGUGGUGGCUCAACAAGGAGACCAGGAUGUGAGCGUGGAGUUUGUCAUCUCGGGGGUCCUGCAUGUCUAUCAGCGCAAGAUCGACCAGGAGGACGAGUGCCUGCUGUUCGUCACCCAUCCAGGAGAGAUGGUGGGUCACCUGGCAGUUCUGACCGGCGAGCCGCUCAUCUUUUCAGUGCGAGCGCAGAGAGAUUGCACCUUCCUGUCCAUAACGAAGACCCACUUUUACGAGAUAAUGCGGGAGGAGCCCAGGAUGGUGCUGAACGUGGCUCACACGGUGGUGAGGAGGAUGUCCCCGUUUGUCCGGCAGACCGACUUUGCUCUGGACUGGAUGGCUGUGGAGGCGGGCCGGGCUGUCUACAGACAAGGAGACAAUUCAGACAGCACCUUCAUCGUGCUCAGCGGCCGGCUGCGAUCCGUCAUCACAAAGGAUGAUGGGAAGAAGGAGCUGGUCGGGGAGUACGGGCGCGGAGAUCUGAUUGGCGUGGUGGAGGCGCUGACACACCUGGACCGAGCCACAACAGUCCACGCCGUCAGGGACUCGGAGCUUGCCAAGCUGCCACAGGGAACGCUGAACUGCAUCAAGAGGAGGUACCCCCAGGUGGUCACCAGGCUGAUCCACGUGCUGGGGGAGAAGAUCCUGGGUAACUUGCAGCAGGUCAACGGACAGCUGACAGGUCGCAGUCUGGCCCUGCACACCCCCAGCAGUAAGUGGGACAGUGGGAACCCAGACUCCAACCUGUCCACCGUUGCCAUCCUGCCCGUGUCUGAGGAGGUUCCCCUCACUGCCUUCACUCUGGAGCUGCAGCAUGCUCUCGGUGCCAUCGGCCCCACCUCCUUGCUGACCAGUGACAUCAUCAAACAGAGACUGGGCUCUGCUGCGCUGGACAGCGUCCAUGAGUAUCGUCUGUCCAGCUGGCUGGGCCAGCAGGAGGACAUCCAUCGCAUCGUCCUGUACCAGUCUGACUCCAGCCUCACUCCCUGGACCCAGCGCUGCAUCCGCCAGGCAGACUGCAUCAUCAUCGUUGGGCUGGGUGAGCAGGAGCCCACUCUUGGGGAGCUGGAGCGAAUGUUGGAGAGUAGCUCGGUCCGAGCUCAGAAGCAGCUGGUGUUGCUGCACAGGGAGGACGGCCCGCCCCCCAGCGGGACGGCCGAGUGGCUGAACAUGCGCAGCUGGAUCUCCAGACACCAUCACCUGUCCUGUCCUCGCAGAGUCUUCUCCAGGAGAAGUUUACCCAAACUGAUAGAGCUCUACCAGCGAGUGUUUGAGAAGUCUCCGGAUUGUCACUCCGACUUCUCGCGCCUCGCCAGGAUCCUGACAGGAAAUAGCAUCGCCUUGGUGCUCGGGGGAGGUGGGGCCAGGGGCUGCUCUCAGGUUGGGGUGGUGCGGGCGCUUAGGGAGGGGGGCAUUCCCAUUGACAUGGUGGGCGGCACCUCCAUCGGCGCCUUAAUGGGAGCUCUCUAUGCAGAGGAGAAGAGCAUCAGCCGAAUGAGGGUCCGGGCUCGAGAGUGGGCCAUGAACAUGACCUCACACUUCAAGAGGAUUCUGGACCUGACCUACCCCGUUACCUCCAUGUUUUCUGGAGCUGCCUUCAACUACAGCAUCAGCUCCGUCUUCAGUGACCGACAGAUAGAGGACCUGUGGUUACCAUACUUCAACAUCACCACCGACAUCACUGCUUCGUCCAUGAGGGUCCACACUGAUGGCUCGCUGUGGCGUUACGUUCGGGCCAGCAUGUCCCUGUCCGGGUAUUUGCCGCCGCUCUGUGACCCCAAAGAUGGUCACCUGCUCAUGGACGGGGGCUACAUCAACAAUCUUCCUGCUGACGUGGCUCGCUCCAUGGGGGCCAAGGUGGUGAUCGCCAUCGACGUUGGCAGCCGGAAUGAGACCAGCCUGACCAACUAUGGCGACUCCCUGAGCGGCUGGUGGCUGCUGUGGAAGAGGUUGAACCCCCUGGCUGAGAAAGUCAAGGUUCUGAACAUGGCAGAGAUCCAGACGCGGCUCGCCUACGUGUGCUGCGUUCGACAGCUGGAGCUGGUCAAAGACAGCGAGUACUGCGAGUACAUCCGGCCCCCCAUCGACCGAUACGGCACUCUGGAUUUUGGAAAGUUCGACGAGAUCGCGGACGUGGGGUACCAGCACGGGAAGACGCUGUUCGACGUGUGGCAGCGCAGCGGCGUGGUGAGCAGCAUGAUGAAAGACCGACAUCAGGAGGACUUCCAUAAGACCAAAGCCGGACAUGUGGUCACGUGUCCCAACGCCUCCUUCACGGAUCUGGCAGAAAUCGUGUCGAGGAUCGAGCCCGUGAAGAGCGCUGCCGUUAGUGAGGAGAUCUCUGACGAGUGCCAGACGGACUACGACGAAGAGGCCGUGGAGAGCGCUCUGUCUGACUUUGAGGCCUUCACCCCUGGCAGUGAGCACACAGAGGGGGACGACACGGCUGAGACUGAUGAAGAACUUCCAGCUCAGCACCAGCUCAGGAGCGCGCCUCAAAGAGCUCAUCUGUGAUUGUGAGCGCCGCUCUGAUGACUGCGCCCCCUGCAGGAGGGAAGCAGUGUCUUGGUCCCUGACCGAUCUCACUCCUGCUCUCAUGAAGGACCGAAUGAUUGCAGGAUGUCGGUAAAACUGGUCUGCAGAAACAUUCUGUCGGAGCUUCAGGAUCGGCUCUCGUCCACCACUGCCCUGCUGUCUCACGCUGACUGAAGAUGGAGGCAGUGGCGCCAAGCUUUACGGGUCUUCAGUGCAAAGCUGCUUCAGCGCUGAGCUCCCGUUUGCUUCGGCUUCACAUCUGCCAGCUGAGACUUCACCCAACUGCAAACCUCAUCCGAGCUUCAGCUUUUCUUUGAAGACACCCGAGCUCUGCUCCGACUGUAGAACAUGUAGCCUGUGUGUUGAACCGCACACGGAGGAAAACCUUUUCAUGAAAGCUCAUUUUGCUGCAGCGGCGUGGACUGACCGCCCAGGAGGAAGCUCCUGACCUUUAUGUGACCUUUAUGGCAGAUGCAUGCACAGACCCUGAGCGUGGCUCGCCACUGUAGGUUGACACUAACUCCUGUUUUGUAAAACAGAGGUUUUUUCUCAGUAUGUCCGUCCUAAAGAAAACUAAACAGAUUUGUUGUGA
Messenger RNA from Oryzias latipes (Japanese medaka), 4739 nucleotides. RefSeq names its product patatin-like phospholipase domain containing 7b (gene pnpla7b). Gene Ontology annotation, molecular function: phosphatidylcholine lysophospholipase A1 activity. Lineage: Eukaryota; Metazoa; Chordata; Actinopteri; Beloniformes; Adrianichthyidae. The record is from RefSeq and is a predicted model, not a curated record. Gene Ontology annotation, biological process: lipid metabolic process. Gene Ontology annotation, cellular component: endoplasmic reticulum.